This is a messenger RNA of Chironomus riparius, 1818 nucleotides long. The record is from the annotation of a GenBank genome assembly. Lineage: Eukaryota; Metazoa; Arthropoda; Insecta; Diptera; Chironomidae.
AAAAAUUUCUCUGAGUGUAAACAAAAUAGAUUUCGAGUGCAGCAGAAAAUUCAUUAAUUAUAGUAGUUUUUAUGAGCAAAGAAACAUCAUAAGUAGCAAAAAUGGUUGGCUUAACAGACCAUAAUAUUUGUGUGAAUGCAAGAAUUCGCGUUGGACAGGAUUUCGGCUGUAUUAAAUACAUUGGAAAUGUUGUUGGACAUGACGGGCAGUGGAUUGGUGUUGAAUGGGAUGAUGCUUCGAGAGGAAGACAUAACGGAACUGUCAAUGGUCAUUAUUAUUUUGAAACGAAAUUUCCUAAAAGUGGAUCAUUAAUAAGAUCAGAAAAGAUCCAUAAGUUUGAGACAUUGGAAGAUGCAAUUCGUGAGCGUUACUUGCCACCAGAACAGCAGUCAUUUAUUAAUGAUGAGCUACUAAAUGAAGCUCGAGAUGCAUUAUCUGCGCCAUUUAUGAAGGUCGUUGGAAUGGAAAAACUGAGGGAACGGCAAAGUAAGCUAAAAUUCACGGAAGACAUAACAAUUUGUCACUCUACAAUUAAUCAAGCUGGAAAGAUACCUGAAUUGGAUAGCUUGAGAACUCUUUGUCUCCAAUCGUCAUGCAUUUCGCAUUGGAAUGUCGUAAAUGACAUUGUGAAGCAAAUUCCAUCAUUGCGGAACAUUGAUUUAAGUCUUAACCGUCUCGAAUUACCGAAUGAGAAUGAACAACUGAGAUUUGAGAAAAUUGAUACCUUAAUUCUUAAUUCCUGCAAUUUAUUCGAUUGGAAUGAGAUUUUAGGAAUUGCGAAGAUGUGUCCAAAUUUGAGGGAAUUAUCGUUGAAACAAAACAAUAUAAAAUGUUUAACGGAUGAUUCAGCAGAAGCAUUUCCUCGUCUAGAGACAUUGAGUAUUGGCGAGAAUAGUAUUUGUGAUUUUGAGGAAGUUUUAAAGCUUAAGGACCUUCCAGCAUUAAAAGAAUUGAUGAUUAACAAUAAUCAAAUGAAAAGAGUUGACCUGCCUAAUUGUGAAAUAACUGAGAGAUUAAAACUCUUUGAGAAGCUCGAGUCAUUAAAUCUACGUCAUAAUCCAUUCGAGAAUGAAAUUCAAAUGUUUAAUGAAUUGGAUAAAUUACCUGCCCUAACGCGCUUAUCAUAUGUCAACCAAAAAGCAACAGAUGGAAAUGAAACUGAGAUUAUGGAGAUAUUCAUGGAAGCUGUUGGAAUGAUUGAGAACUUGUAUUCAUUUAAUAGAAGUGAAAUUGAGAAAGUUCAUAGAAAUGACGCAAUGUAUGAGAUGUGGAAGAAGUUUGCAGUUGAAUGGAUGCAAGUGGGUGGCGAAGGUGAACCAAAAAUGAGUGAAUUCUAUAAAAAUCAUCGCUGUUAUCCACGACUACUUAAAAAGUAUGGAACUCCAGAUCAGUUUAUUCUACAGCCAAAUCGUAAACGUGUCACGACGAUUGAAAUUCAAUUUAAAAAUGUCAUGAAUGGAAAGAUGUUUCAUAAGAAAGUUCCAAUAGCUAUGACAGUCAGAUCACUCGUUGGAUUAGUUUAUAAAAUUGCUGCUUUACACACCUGUCCCGGUAUGGAUUUAAAGUCUAUUAAACUCUAUUAUAUUGAUGCUUACAAUAACAACAUCAAAGUCUAUUUGGAUAAUUUAUCAAAGUCAUUGGAUUAUUAUUCCUUACAAAAUGGUGAUACAAUUUAUAUUGAAAAGUAGGCACUGGCAUUAUUUCCAUUAAUUAUAUUAUUCGCCUUUCCAAAAAUUAUUUGCUUACCUACACGUUCUGUAAAUUGAGCUUAUAUUAAUAAAGUGCAAAAUUUCCUUAUUUAUUAACAGUCAAUAUUGC